Molecule: messenger RNA, 663 nt
Organism: Geodia barretti
Lineage: Eukaryota; Metazoa; Porifera; Demospongiae; Tetractinellida; Geodiidae
Source: the annotation of a GenBank genome assembly
AUGGCCCCAGUACCCAAAGAAGGCCGUGUCGAGCAUCUCGAUGCGCGUAUCGGGGAAGACGCCCGCUUCAACAUCCUGGAGUUGGACUCUCAACGCGAAAAACUGGUGCUCACCGAGCGCAGGAUCUGGCGUCAGCAACGCAACGCGGCGAAAGAACGAUUGCUGGAGGUCCUGGAAGAGGGCCAGAUAGUCCAGGGGAUCGUUCGCUCUAUGCGCGGUUUCGGCGCAUUUGUCGACUUGGGCGAUGCUGAAGGUUUGGUUCCGAUAUCGGAGUUGUCCUGGUCGAUGGUCAAGUCUCCGGAAGAAGUGGUAAGCAUCGGCGACGAGUUGACCCUCAAAGUCCUGCGCGUGGAUAAAGAGAACAGCAAGAUUUCCCUCAGCCUCAAGCGGACCCAGCCCGAACCUUGGGAUUCGGUUCCAGAACGCUACCACGUCGGUGACGUAGUUGACGGCACGGUAACGCGGCUGAUGGACUUCGGCGCUUUCGUCAAGCUGGAAGACUGGGUAGAGGGACUGGUUCAUAUCUCUGAACUGUCGGCCCGCCGCAUGGAGCACCCCAAGGAAAUCGUAUACCAGGGUCAAUUGAUAAAGGUGCAAAUCCUUAGCAUCGACACUGAACGGAAACGGAUGAGCCUGAGUUACCGCAAGGUGUACGGUCUCUAG